Molecule: messenger RNA, 713 nt
Organism: Arachis stenosperma
Lineage: Eukaryota; Viridiplantae; Streptophyta; Magnoliopsida; Fabales; Fabaceae
Product: DNA-directed RNA polymerases II, IV and V subunit 8B-like
Exons: 4
Coding region: 89-520 (143 amino acids)
Biological process (GO): DNA-templated transcription
Cellular component (GO): RNA polymerase I complex; RNA polymerase II, core complex; RNA polymerase III complex
Molecular function (GO): DNA-directed RNA polymerase activity
Source: RefSeq, a predicted model, not a curated record
UACACACCAUAGUCCAUAGAGUUGAACUGAGUUGAAGAAACGAGUUGGUGGUUCUGCUUAGUGGCUUAGUGCUACCGCUACUGCGACGAUGGUGGAGGUUCUCUUUGAAGAUAUCUUUAGAGUUGAAAGAUUGAACCCUGAUGACAAAAAAUUAUUUGACAAAGUUACUCGCAUUGAAGCAAGGAGUGAAAGGUUUGACAUGUUUAUGCACCUUGACAUCAAUUCUGAGUUAUAUCCAUUAAAGGUUGGUCAGAAAUUCGCGCUCCUGCUUGUUCCAACGCUUAAUCCGGAUGGAACACCAGACACUGGGUAUUAUGUUCAGAACAAUCGGUCAUUGGCCGAGAAUUUUGAAUAUGUCAUGUAUGGGAAGCUCUAUAGGGUAUCAGAGGGUUCAGGGCGUGAAAAAGCGGAGAUAAAUAUUUCAUUUGGUGGACUUCUGAUGAUGUUGAAGGGAGAACCCUCUCAAUUCAACAAGUUUGAGCUUGAUCAGAGGUUGUUUCUUCUGAUGAGGAAAGUCUGAGAAAAUUGAAAGUGCAUAUCAACGAGGAUGUAGUGAAACUUUGUUGUAACAAUCAGAACCACCUAUUUUGUUCAUGUUAAUGUGAUGCUUGUGACCAGAUGUUUGGAAAUCAAAAUAUUUUGGUGAAUUGAUUGUAAGUUAACUCUACGUUUGCCAGUUAUCCGAACAUGAUGGAAUAAUUUGGUAUAAAUUA